AUGGCCAGCAUCUGUCGGGGUCUGUUCCCCCCCGGCAUGAGGCCACUCCUCCGCCCCUCCAAGCUCUCCACCAUCACAACUACUACACCUCGACUCCAGCCCGCCUCCUUCUUCUCGACGUCGUCUAUCCGACAGCGGGCGAUCCAAGCAUCGAGGAUCCAAGCAUCGAAGAAGCCUGCGAUGAAAGUCCCGAUAGCCUCGCGAUCAUCACCAUCAGCCGCCCCGCAGUCGAGCUAUGCCAUGAUCAAGAGUCUGGCCGUCAAGCCCACGCCGACGAUCCUGUACGAGGGACCAUCGCACUUCUGGUUCUACUUUGGCUGCUGGACGAGCGGCGGCCUGAUCCUAGCGUGGACCGCCAUCACGGGCCCAGGCGUGGUGAACGACCAGCCAGACGGGGUGCCGCGCUGGGUGGGCUGGGUGUACACUGCCUCGUAUGCGCUGCUGGCUGCGAUGGGGUUCUACCUCAUUUCCAAGACGCCAAACAUUGUCAAGACGAUACGGGUGAUUCCCAGAUCCAUUCCUGCGGCGGCAACCUCUCCUUCCCCUUCUUCUUCUUCUUCUUCUUCUUCUUCUUCUUCUUCUUCUUCUUCUUCGUCUGCAGCUGCAGCUACGAGGUCCUCGGCGGCGGCAACAUCACCACUGCUAGACAUGGAAAUCACCGUCCGUCGGGCCCUGCCACUGCUAGACCCCAAGGUGAUCACGACAAGCCUGGAUCGGGUGUCGCUCGCAUCGCGCCUCUCGCUCCCAGAGGAGCAUGUCCCCCGUCUACGUCGCGAGCAGGUUGAGCUGCACGAGGAGAAGAAGGCGCAGGAGCUGCUCAAGUUCGACAUGGGCCACAUCCUCACCAUGCCUUUUCGUAGGGUCGGUAGGGCGUUUGUCGGUCUGUUUGAGGGCGUCAGGGCUGCCUGGACGGAUAUGGGGUUUGGGGUGGUCCGUGUUGGUGGCAAGGCGUACAAGAUUGAUGUGACGCAGGGGUUUGCGCAUGAUGGCUUCAGGACGUUGGAGAGGAUUGUGGCUAUCGACGAGUGA
Molecule: messenger RNA, 1029 nt
Organism: Geosmithia morbida
Lineage: Eukaryota; Fungi; Ascomycota; Sordariomycetes; Hypocreales; Bionectriaceae
Exons: 1
Coding region: 1-1029 (342 amino acids)
Source: RefSeq, a predicted model, not a curated record